AUGAUUCGACAAAUUACUAUUCAAAAUAAGUCAAUUGAUCAAAUUAAACGUAGGUUAACAACCAAAAAUUCAUCCUUGACAGAAAAUUUUGACACGAAAUUUAGACAUUGUAAUAAUAUAGCACAACUCAAGAAUUUAGUAAAUCGACUUUUUUACAAACACCAUGUACCACAUCAACAUAGUAUAGUCGCAGCACUUAAAGCAUGCACUAGAUUAAUAGAUGAAAUCGAAACAAAUAAGCAUAAACAAACAACGAUAAAUUCUAAUGAUGAAGAGAUGAUUUUAAUAAGUUCAAUUAAUGAAGAUUUAAAAAAUUAUUGGAUAGAAAUUCCCGAGGAAUCUAAUUAUACAGUUGAAGAAAUUUUGGAAGUAGCCAUUAAAAUUUUUGAGAGGAUACCUUCAAGUAAUAAAACUACAAGAGUUUACAACGCAUACAUUAAUGUAUUUGGUAGUGCCAAACGAACGGAUUUAGCAUACGCGGUUUAUAAUG
Racocetra persica is the source of this 490-nucleotide messenger RNA. The record is from the annotation of a GenBank genome assembly. Lineage: Eukaryota; Fungi; Glomeromycota; Glomeromycetes; Diversisporales; Gigasporaceae.